AUGGCUCGUACCAAGCAGACUGCCCGCAAAUCGACAGGUGGUAAAGCACCCAGGAAACAACUGGCUACAAAAGCCGCUCGCAAGAGUGCGCCCUCUACAGGAGGGGUGAAGAAACCUCAUCGUUACAGGCCUGGUACUCUGGCGUUCCGUGAAAUUAGAGGUUAUCAGAAGUCCACUGAACUUCUGAUUCGCAAACUUCCCUUCCAGCGUCUGGUGCAAGAAAUUGCUCAGGACUCUAAAACAGAUCUGCGCUUCCAGAGCGCAGCUAUCGGUGCUUUGCAGGAGGCAAGUGAGGCCUAUCUGGUUGGCCUUUUUGAAAACACUAACCUGUGUGCUAUCCAUGCCAAACGCAUAACAAUUAUGCCAAAAGACAUCCAGCUAGCACACCGCAUACGUGGAGAACGUGCUUAAGAAUCCACUAUGAUGGGAAACAUUUCAUUCU
This is a messenger RNA of Piliocolobus tephrosceles (Ugandan red Colobus), 442 nucleotides long. Its product is annotated as histone H3.3-like. Gene Ontology annotation, cellular component: nucleosome. Lineage: Eukaryota; Metazoa; Chordata; Mammalia; Primates; Cercopithecidae. The transcript has a single exon. The coding region runs from base 1 to 411 and encodes 136 amino acids. The record is from RefSeq and is a predicted model, not a curated record. Gene Ontology annotation, molecular function: structural constituent of chromatin; DNA binding; protein heterodimerization activity.